AUGAAAUUCUUCUUGCUAUUAUCCACAGUAUUCCUGACUGGAGCAUGUUAUUGUGCUCCUUCAAAUUCGAAAGGAAAUGGUGGCAACGCUACGCAGGAUUCUGGAGAUGAAACUCCUGUUUCUCAAGUUCAACGAGUAACUCAACAAAUUCCACAAGAGAAACAGACUGUUCCAAGCACAAAUGUUGGAGCUCCUACACCUGUUCCACUACAUAAUCGCUCUACCAAAGAACUCGCAGUUCCAAUUACCCUAGAUUUGGCUAAGGUGGAUACCAACUCGGUUGAUGUUCCAGCUACUACUGUGCGAGAUGGCAUAAAUACAACCUACUACUACCCAAAGGGAAAGUUUUAUUUUGAAAAGAUAGUGGAUGAAGCCAAGACGGUAUGGGAGUCUACUGAAAAGAAGUGUUCUCCAGCGUACACUAUCUCAAAGGGUAACGUAACAUUUCUUGCUCUCUUGCUAAAGAAGUCUGAUGAUGAGACCGAUUUAAUAUACUACGAAAAGAAGAAUCUAGGGUGGAAGCUUGUCGAGAAGACAAAGAGUGAAAAUAUAAUAGAGGAACUAAAGAGGCAGCCUGAGCAACCAGCUGUAAAAACCAUCGACUUGGAUCUUUCAGAUGUUGAUUCUACAGCAUUCUCUGUAGAAGAAUCUGAGGAGGAUAAGGUUCCUAUCAAAAAAUAUGCCGUUAAAACUGAUCAUCACUUGAAUGAGAUAAAUGAUGGAGAUUUUGAACUUUGGAAAUCGGAAUCUCCGAACAAACAUUGUACACUUGCUACGGUAUACUUUGAGGGAGAGAAUCCCAUGCUGCUAUCCCUAACACUUAACCAAGGAUUUGUUUAUUUGAAAAAGAAUGGUAAAUGGGUUGGUGUUUCUAAGGAUGACUGUGAUGUUGCAUUGACUGAGAUGAAGAGACUGGCUUCCUUACCCAAAGCCAGGACUGUUGAAUUAGAUAUCGCUGAUAUAGACGGCAAUGCCUUUACGGUUAAGGAGGAAGCCUUAGAAGGAGUACCUCUCAAGACAGUGACUCCCAAGGAUGGUGUCCUCAUAACUUCUGUUAUGGAUGGAGAGAAGGAAGUCUGGAAGGGUGCAGAUAAGGAGCAUGCUCUGCAAGUAUUAGUUUGCUAUGAUGGAGAGUCUCCUGUAUCAGUAGUGGUAAACUUUGUAAAGGCUGAUGGAAAGAAUGUUUGGAGGUACCAUAAUUUGAAGGAGAACGAGUGGAGUGUGGUAAAGAAAGAAGACUGUGAGAAUCUCUUGGAGGAGUUAAAGAAGGAGGUCUCCACUGAACUCCCUAAGGAUGUUAGUACUGUUCAGUCAGCUGAACAAGACGGUCUUGUCCUUGAUCUUGCUAGUCCCAACUCAUCCCAGUGCAAAUCCUUCGAUUAUAACUUUGCUGGUAAUGCUGUUCAACUCAUUGUUCCUAAUAAAGGCACUACUGUAUCUACGCUUAUGAACGGCACUGAGGAUGUACACGCUCUUUCAGCUGGAGAGACAUUACAAUAUGCCAACUUGUAUCUCAACAAGGAUGGUACUCCUGAACUUAUAUUAGUCACUCUCAAAACUUCUUCUGGAAUAUCACGAAGGGACUAUGUAAAGGAGGAAGGUGAAUGGACUGUCUGCAAUAAUAUUGAUGCCAAGAUGAGGAGCUUGAGGACCUCUACAACUUUCAAAUCUAAUUUUACCAUGGAUAUUGCCUUGGCGAAUAGUACCAAAGAAUGCAGUGUCUUUGAAGUAGAUCUUCUAGGUAUUACCAUUAGGCAUUUCUUUCCGAAGCCUGGUCAUCUAGUAAUUGGAGUAAAGGAUGGAGAUAAGGAACUAUGGACGCCUUCAAAAGAUUUGGAUAAUUGCCUUUCUUGCCUCGUUUAUAAGAAGGGAUCUAUGGAGUUACUGGAGAUUACACUCGUAGAGGGUGGCUCGGUUGGAAAGAAGUACUUUGAGAAACUUGAUGGGAAGUGGAAUAACAUCACACAAGGAGACUUGUUAAAUAAGCUUCAGGAAAUGAGAAAGUCGGUAUCAUCUCCUAAUCCUUCUACUACUCCAUCUCAAUAG
Molecule: messenger RNA, 2046 nt
Organism: Theileria equi strain WA
Lineage: Eukaryota; Apicomplexa; Aconoidasida; Piroplasmida; Theileriidae
Product: signal peptide containing protein
Exons: 1
Coding region: 1-2046 (681 amino acids)
Source: RefSeq, a predicted model, not a curated record